AUGGCGCUCCUCACCGUCCAGGGCAUGGCCAUGUCCACGGCCGCCUUCGCCUCCCACCACCACGGCGCCGUAUCCUCCUCCUCCUUCGGGCUCUCAGCCGCCGUAUCUUUCUCCCGCUCCCGCACCAACCUCGCCGUCACCGCCGUCUCGGCUCCUCUCACAUCAGUUCUUGAUGUCUACUGUGGAAGAGGGGACAGAAAGACAAAGAGAGGCAAAAGGUUCAGCCACUCAUAUGGGAAUGUGAGUCCUGCACGGCCCCGUAACAAGAACAAGGGAACAGGCCCAGCACGGCUUUACGCCCCUCCAGCGCCUCCUAGGAAGGAUCAGUUUGAGGACGGGGAGAUCAUCGCAAUUGAGAUUGAUGAUGACAUCAUGGAAAGGAUGGAUUAG
This is a messenger RNA of Triticum turgidum subsp. durum (durum wheat), 390 nucleotides long. The record is from the annotation of a GenBank genome assembly. Lineage: Eukaryota; Viridiplantae; Streptophyta; Magnoliopsida; Poales; Poaceae.